Liolophura sinensis is the source of this 5011-nucleotide messenger RNA. RefSeq names its product ceramide phosphoethanolamine synthase-like. The coding region runs from base 466 to 1617 and encodes 383 amino acids. NCBI's taxonomy places the organism in Eukaryota, Metazoa, Mollusca, Polyplacophora, Chitonida, Chitonidae. The record is from RefSeq and is a predicted model, not a curated record. The transcript has 6 exons.
CUAUAGAGAACGUCCCUGGGUGUGUUGUACAGUCAAGUGUCACACACUGGUUGUUUGUGCAAGAUAUGAAGACGCAGAAGAUUAACAACAACAACUUCACCUGCAACAUCUUGCUCCGGCGUUCCACUCAAACUUCCCGGUACUUACAGCCGUGCGCACAGCCCAGCCGUUCCUCCGCAUGACACACAGCGGGGGAAUAAAUGCUAAGUCACGUGACAUAUUGAUCCGCAGCACAGCCCAAACGCUACAGCCGACAGGGCCUCAUUUUCGGCUCUGGUCAGAUCCGCAUCCCUGGGCUCCUACAUUGGCUAUAGUCCCUCAUUCUCUUUGAACGCCGUCAACAGACCUCUCAUAACCGAGCCGGCCUGUGCGCGCUAGCUCUUUACGGACGUAUCGUACACAAAAACCAUGGGAUUUUAGCAAUACGGACUUCAUAGCAGAUCUGCUUGGAAAGAAUUGUGUUCAAUGAGUGACUACACGAAAUCCGAGUCAUCCACCAAAGGCGGUCGGAAGGACCCAGAGUCCGCGCCGGCAGCCUCAUACUCCGCAACUCUUGUCCCCGGCUUUUGCAACGAAAACCGACGAUUCGUCGGCCGAUUUUCAUUCGGGAGUUUCCGAAUAUGCAACAUGUUGUCGCUAUCAGUACAUUGGCCCGUCUUUUGGGCGACAGCUUUUCUCCUGAUAUACUACUUCUUGAUGGACUGUCGGUUGUACCAGACGUUGCAACAAUGGCCGGGUUCCACCGUGAACGCCACAAUUGGUCAUUACUCGCCUUUUCGUCCUCUCACCAUGAAGUUGCUGAUGAUGAAUCACGGCAACCAUUACCUACUCAUGCCGCUGGCCGAAUACUUCGACGAGUAUUCCAAGUUCAGUAAACGCUUUCCGUUCAUCACGGCCAAUAUGGUGAGCUUCAGUCAUAUUGUGGUGUGCAUCGUUGCAUUCCGGAUGAUGUACUCGGACAGUCUGUCGGUUCGGCGCUGGGGCUGCCUUUUGUUUCAGCUGCGCAACUGGCUGGAUGCGUUCGACGGUGUUGUGCACCGGUCACAUGCCGGAACUCAGUUCAGACUGAAGUCGUACAGGAACACUUCCGGUUACCUCGUGGACGCCAUUGCGGAUACUUGGAGUGGCUUUAUGGAAUCUUUGGCCAUGUACCUGUUCCUUCUGAAGAAUCCUCCUACCAGUAGUUUAGCACGGCUACAUAUCCUACCCUGGACUAAACCACAAGAGAACGGUCGUGGUCGUAAAGACUUCUCGAAGUGGGAGUUAUUUCGGCCGUGUUUAGUUUAUGGACUUUUGGUGGCGUUUUCAGGAAUCUUUUGGGACAGAUACAUAUCGCAUUACAACAAUAUAAUGGAGUAUAUACCACCGAAUGUUUUGCAGAAGGAGCAACAGUUAGCGCAGAUGAAAACAUUACGUAUGUGGAUCUUCAUAUGGGUGUGGCGGUUAGUGAAUGCCCAGGCCUUACUGGACUACGGACUGAUCAGUAUAGCUCUGGAUAAAACAUGGUCCUUUAUCCACAUAAUGCAGUACUUCGGUUGGCCGUUUUUAAUCAUCUUCUGUAUGGCCACAGAAAUCCAACUAGCUGAGGUUCAGGGUGCCGUUAUGGGAACCUUAUAGUGUUGUUCGAGAUCGGAGAAACUGCAGAAGGAAUUCCAUACAUACAAAGAAGAACCACAAGCCUGUUUCAGUCUUCCCUACGUGUCGUCUUCCAUACCGUGUGUUAUUGUGUUUUAAACCUUUCAUAAUGGGGAAUUAUACUGCAUUUAUUUUUACAGACUAUUUGACUGACGGACUAACCGACUGUCAGACUGACUGAUUGAGUCGCCACUGUUACCUACACAGUUUACGGACUUGCACUGCAGUGUUGGACUGCAUGUGCAUUAAGUGUUGGUUUGCCCGACCAGACAUCUGCGGCCGGUUUCAUGUGAUCUCCCUUUUCAUAACAGUCCUAUUAGUCUUAGUCCUGGUUUAAAACCACCGAGAUUUUUCUGUGGAAUUGCCCCCUCUCCCCCCACCCACCGAACCACAACAACAACAACAUAUCGGGAUACCCCAUAAGGUGCUGUAUUGAAACUCUUAUCUGGUCAUUUACAGAGGUUUAGUUUCUACCAGUCCUGUGCCGACAAUUCUGUGUCACGUCUUCCAUUGUCAUUUAUAGAGUAUUAAUUGAACAAAAUGCUUAUUGUCUUUAUCCCACCUUAAGAUUUGCGGUUUCGUUUUCAUUUAAAAAAAAUUUGUAAUGUAUUUCACAAAUAGUCAACAAGGUGACAUAUAUACAUGAACUGAAAACUGUUCUUUUAAGAUCACAGUUGUUUGACUGAAUUCCGCUAAUUACUGUAAUUUCGAUAUCAGGUACUAAGUGAAUAAUUUAAGUGGCUUCCAAUUUGUUAAAUGUCAGGUAUUAUUGCCUACAACUUACAGGGUAGGUGCUGCUCUCUACGCUCGAUUUACAUCACUGCCAGACAGGUUUAGCCUUUAGAUCCCGUUGGGCGCACAUGGGCUUGUUCAGGCUUAGCCUUUAGAUCCCGUUGGGCGCACAUGGGCUUGUUCAGGCUUAGCCUUUAGAUCCUGUUGGGCGCACAUGGGCUUGUUCAGGCUUAGCCUUUAGAUCCCGUUCGGCACACAUGGGCUUGUUCUGGGUUAGCCUUUAGAUCCCGUUGGGCACACAUGGGCUUGUUCAGGCUUAGCCUUUAGAUCCCGUUCGGCACACAUGAGUUUGUUCAGGCUUAGCCUUUAGAUCCCGUUCGGCACACAUGGGCUUGUUCAGGCUUAGCCUUUAGAUCCUGUUCGGCACACAUGGGUUUGUUCAGGCUUAGCCUUUAGAUCCCGUUCGCCGCACAUGGGUUUGUUCAGUCUUAGCCUUUAGAUCCCAUUGGGCGCACAUGGGCUUGUUCAGGCUUAGCCUUUAGAUCCCGUUCGGCGCACAUGGGUUUGUUCAGGCUUAGCCUUUAGACCCAGUUCGGCACACAUGGGCUUGUUCAGGCUUAGCCUUAUAAUUGAUGUCCUCGCGCGGACGGCCCUAUAAUCAGCAUUCAGCAAAACAUUAUUUCAGGUGUCCGUGUGGAUCAAGUACUAAGGGAAAGGAAGCUUGAUACGAAGUUCUGUUUUUUUCUGAAAUCACCGCCUGCCUCAUCACCGUUACCCCAGUAACCGUGGUGGUGUUCAAGAUUUCUGUACAACCUGAGGUUGUGGUGGGAGUGAUGUAAAGGGAGUGUAGAGAAUUUGCGCGUGCGCUCGAAGGAACGUUACACUAUUAGCAUCUAGCUGACUUCAUUUUCUACUGUGUUAAUGGCUGUUUAUAUAACGUACAUAUGUAGCUGUUUCAACUUGGGCCCCUAUUUAGUAAGCAGUUUGAGGGUUAAGCCAUAAAUUGUAUGUCCUCAAAAAGCCAGACUCAGAACAAACUCAAAUUCUGGUUAACACAUGAUUUUGCAGUAAAGAAUCAGUGUACAAAUUUCAAACAAUCUAAAGCGAAAUAUUUUAGUUGUAGCUGUGUUUGAAUCUUUGACUUCUCUUAAGACAUUUGAUAAAUACAGGCCGAGAUCUUGAAAUAUGCUUCUAACUCGUUGAAGGUGUUUAUAGUACAUACACUCUAAUGAGACACGUCUUCCACAUUACCACGAGCAAUCUCAGAUGGUUUGUUGCUUUCUUCUGGACGUCGAAUUUACAGAGAGGUCUUGUGAAAGUUAGUGGACUCUUCCAUUUUUAUAAGCAGUGGACUGUGCCUCUUCCCUAAUAGCAUCUUCAUAAUUUCAAGGCAUUUACUCCACGUCAUUGUCGGAUUAAGUUAGUGGGGAACCGCUAACAUUUUUAUUUAGGGCCUAACAGUAAAAGCAAAAUAUACAUGAAUACUCAAAGAUAAAUUAUUCAUUAGUUCAUUAGUAUUGCUGUAAAGCCAAGCAAUGCCAUAAAUGCGAGACCCUUGGAAAUGAGGGGCCCUCAGCAUAAGCUACUUUUGCUACCGAGUUAGUCAGACACUUCUCCAAGACCUUUAGUUGUAUGGUACGAAAUGGUUGUGGAGAUGUCACCAUAGUGAUUCCUAUAUGAACAUGUUGAAGAACGGAAAUAUUCGUCGUUUAAGUAUCCUAAUUUAGUCCGAUAAAAUGAGAUGGUGCUGUGCAUCGAGAAUCAUGAACAACCAAUGUUUGGCCAAAGAGAUACCUUCGGACAGGUCCCCUCUGAUAUACCCAAAGCGUUUCUGAUGUUUAUAUUUUAUACAUAUACUCAUUAUUAUGCAAGCAACAUUUGUCUCCUUGUUAACAUUUUGAACUGUCUUUUAUUUAAAAAUGUUAAUAUUUCAGUUUGAUCCAAAUUUUCGUCAAUGUGAACGUUGUAGCCAUAUUACGCUGUUGCAAUAUACGUGGACUGUUGUUUUAUGCGAACAUAGGACUCAAAGUAAUUUACCUAUAUUCAUUCAUUAAAGGAUACAUGAAAAGGAACUAUAAAACAAAGAUUAUGCUUCUGUGCCAAAUGAAGAAAUUAUGCCCCUGAAUUUUUGUUAAAAAAUCAUUUUCGGGGUAUUUUUUUUACACCUGUUAAUUAUCCCUCUAUAUUAUGCAUAUUCCAUCAACAGUCGGAUGUUUUCAGAAAUUACGUCAUCGUUGAUCGUGCUCGGACCUCGGUGAACACCCCGAAGUGCCCCGUUCCCGGUGAACCGUACACAGGCACUGCAUGGCUUCUUCGGACUAGCUGUAUAGGGUUCCUACACCCGCCCCCAUUAGGUCUGUUCCCCACACCCCCGCUCCCGUUCUGUCUGUCCCCCACAGAUCUCUUUUUUUUAAAACAGGUAUCAUUGUUGCCGUCACCGCUGCAAGCUCCCCACCACUCCCCAAAGUGAAAGUUGAAACAUUUUUUGCACUGUUAUAUGUUAGUGCACAUGAUAAUCUGCACAUUAAGAAAUAAAACCAAAGCGUUUCACGUAUCCUUUAAGGAAUGUUCUAUACUCUCAGUGAUUUUUUUGACCCACUGGUACAGAUAAAAUAUCUUUGAUGGAGGUUCUGUUCUUGCGUUG